Bombyx mandarina (wild silkworm) is the source of this 4614-nucleotide messenger RNA. RefSeq names its product calcium/calmodulin-dependent protein kinase type 1. Gene Ontology annotation, biological process: protein phosphorylation. Lineage: Eukaryota; Metazoa; Arthropoda; Insecta; Lepidoptera; Bombycidae. The record is from RefSeq and is a predicted model, not a curated record. Gene Ontology annotation, molecular function: ATP binding; protein kinase activity.
GCAACACGGAGUUGAAGUGAGAUUAAUAUUAUUUUCUGUGAGCUACAUAGUGGUACAUACAUAGCCUCUGCUUAAUAUACUUCACUGUGUGUACGUAGGAUUUUUAGAUAACAGUAGUGUAGGUCGAAAUUAGUGAACGUGGGGCGCAAAAAUGCCUCUUUUCGGUAAAAAAGAUUUCGGAAGGAAAUCUAAAAAAGAUGGAAAAGACUCUGAAAAGCAACCGUCUAUUGAAGACAAAUACAUUGUAAAGGACCUUUUGGGUACGGGGGCCUUUUCUGAGGUGCGUUUGAUAGAGAGCAAAGAAAAAAGCGGCCAGCUGUUUGCUUGCAAAAUCAUUGAUAAAAAAGCCCUUAAAGGUAAAGAAGAUUCCCUUGAAAAUGAAAUUAGGGUAUUAAAGCGAUUUAGUGAACAAGGUAAGGGUGAAGGUGGGGAAAAGAAAGUUUUUUCUCAUCCGAAUAUAGUACAGCUACUCGAAACAUACGAGGACAAAAAUAAAGUUUACCUUGUCAUGGAGCUAGUAACAGGUGGUGAAUUAUUUGAUAGAAUUGUUGAAAAGGGUUCCUAUACUGAAAAAGAUGCGUCCAAUUUGAUUAGACAGGUGUUGGAAGCUGUUGAUUAUAUGCAUUCUCAGGGAGUUGUGCACAGAGAUUUGAAGCCUGAAAAUCUUCUCUACUACAGCACUGAGGAAGACAGUAAGAUAAUGAUUAGUGAUUUUGGGUUAUCUAAGAUUGAGGAUUCUGGCAUAAUGGCCACAGCAUGUGGUACACCAGGCUAUGUAGCACCUGAAGUAUUGGCACAGAAGCCAUAUGGUAAGGCUGUUGAUGUCUGGAGUAUAGGAGUCAUAUCAUACAUUUUGCUGUGUGGAUAUCCUCCAUUUUAUGACGAGAAUGAUGCAAACUUAUUUGCCCAGAUUCUAAAAGGCGAUUUUGAAUUUGAUUCUCCUUAUUGGGAUGAUAUAAGCGAUUCAGCUAAAGAUUUUAUCCGACAUCUUAUGUGUGUUGAUGUAGAAAAGAGAUACACUUGCAAGCAAGCCUUGGCUCAUCCUUGGAUUUCUGGUAAUGCUGCUAGCAAUAAGAACAUUCACGGUACAGUUUCGGAACAACUGAAGAAGAACUUUGCAAAGUCCCGCUGGAAACAAGCCUACCAUGCUACAACAGUCAUUAGACAGAUGCAGAAGAUGAUUUUGAACAGCAGUGGUUCAAGUCGUUCUGCCAGUCAAUCUCAGCCAAAACAAUAGUUGUUUUGGGUUCGAUGCCCACCUAUAAAUUGCCAUGUUACAACGCUGCUUAUGAUAUGUACUUAAUAGUAAGUUUGCUACGCCUCAAUUGGGAUACUAUUUGUCUAACAACCUUUAAAUACCUUGUGUGAUAUCUACUUUUGCAAAUCAGCACUUGUUUAAAAUUAUUUGAGUUCAAUGCCAAAGCACAUUUAUUGUCACCACUUUACAAACUGUGUUACUACUCGAUAACAUAUAACUAGGUACUUUUAAGUGUGCAGUUAAUUCAGUAUCUUACAGAAGGAAAAUUAAUGAUUUGUACAAGACAUUAUGUCUAGUCAGUUAGAUAUGCUUACACAAAAGGGAAGAUGUUUACAUUUUAUGUUAUGAAGCUCAUUUACAAACUAGCUAUUACACAGUUAUAGUUACAUACAUAUAUAUUAUAUUUCAACUAUAGCUUUGAACUACUGUUUAAAGUAUAUAUAUAGUUCUUUAAUAAUGUUGCACUUGGAAUCUCAAAAAUAAUCUGAAUGACAAUUUGUCACUCCAAAACUUUUCAUGACAAUUCAAAGUGAUAAUUUAAAUUUACAUUAUAUCCAUUUGACUGUUGAUAAGAAUAUAUGUAUUUGUUCUUUAAAAAUUAUUCUUAUUCAAUUAAAAAUAAUUAGAUAGGGCAAAAAAGUUCUUAAAGUUACUAAAUAAUAGCUGUUACUUAGCUAUAGUGAUAACAAUCACUCUUAGAAUAGGCCUGUUAAAAUUGAUAAAAAACCUUAACUUAAUCUCCAAAAUAAAAAUAUGAGAUUUUGCUUGUAGAAAUUUCUUGACAAAAUUAUGUAGGUACCUAAAUAAUUUAUAUACCUUGAAUUUUAAGAUGAUCUGAAAUAAUUAACACUUUGUAGAAAUCUUUGGAUAAUUGUUGAAAAAAAUGCACUUGCAUAUUAUCUUAUUACAUUAAAAUUUAAUCCUUGAAGUAGUUGUUCAAAACUUUGUUAAUGACAUAUUUAGCCUAGUGUAAGUUUCUUGCUAAAUUUUAAAAUAAGUCCAUAGUAAUUAAUCCACCAACUUCAAUAAUAGUACUGAUAAUAAUAUUGUAUGUAUUUGCCUUUUCUACUAUUAAUUUUAAUGAUUAUAGUGCCACCCUUAUCUGCAUGGUGGUGUAAUUGACUUGGAAAUCUUGCAUAUAUCAUUUGUUGUAAUAACUUCGUAGCCUUGUUGUUUUAUAGUGGUUGGUACCACAUUACUGAUGCUACUUUUACUGGAUUCUCUCAUUACUUCUUAAACAUUAUAGCUUGCCCUCCUUGUUUAACUAAGAAAGAGAUCUGCUCUAUAUGCAAGACUGAAAGUGUUGGGAAGAGAAAGUAUACUAGACACACGUUUGGCCUAUUAAAGGUUUAGUGUUGAUUCAUAUAAUGAAAUAUAUUUGUGUAUUGUUAAAAAAAUGAGAAAAUUUAGAUCUUUACUGUCUCAAGUGAAACUGACCCCUGGAUGUAUUUCUAUAAUUCUGAAUCUCUAAUAGUCUCUCUAUAUUUUUUUCCAUUCCGUUUGGAAUUUUCUAUUCCUAUGAACUGACUUACUUUAGAUACGAUUUUUAAUUGUCAGAUAAAAGUUAUAAAUAGGAUAAAAUAUAACAAAAAUAUUUGAAAUGCUGAUUUAUUUAAUUUUAUAUAGAAUCUACUUAUAUUUAUGUCUUGGGAUAACUUUUAACUGUUGAUUGAAAAAUCAGCUCUUUAUUCUUCUCCUAACAUUCCAUUAUUGAAGUAUUGAACCUACAUAAAAAUUAAACUUAUGCAGAUCAUUACUCAUAUUUUUUGUUAACAUUAACAAUUAUAAUUGCCCUUUUUUGAAAAUUUGAAUUGAUUUUAAACAUUCCAUCUAGAAUGUAAGCGUAGGUUCUAUACUUUAAGCUGUAAUUUCUGAUAAAUAGACAUACUGUUGUAUCCUUGAAAUAAUUAUCAAUUUCAGUUCCGUCCAUUUUUUGUUUGUUUUAAAUGAAUAGCCCCAGUUCAUGCAGAUGUUAUGCUGCAAGUAUUUCAAACAUCAUUAUGUACUUAAUGAAAGGGAAUUCAAAGUUACUAAUAUCAUGAAAUUUCUGGCUUUGAACAUUGUAUCAUAACUACUUUUCCUCUAAAUAUCACUCAUGAGAGUGAAGGUAUGUGUAGGAUUUAAUUUAUGUCUUAUUAAAUGCUUUGUGAAACAUAAUAUUGAUCGCCAUAAUAAAAUAAAUAUAUUGCUUUAUUAAUAAGUAUUGCACUGCUUAAGUCUUAAUAUUUUAAGUAGUUUUGAAUAAGACGCGCCUGCCUUAAUAACUUGUGUAACUAUAGUGGUUCUGUCUUCUCCAUGUCGUAGUUACUGUAAUUAUAAGAUCAAUGUUUAGCUUUUAUAGAUAUCACUGAUUAAUGCAUUGUCUAAUAUCAAUUAUGGGAUUAUUCUAUUAUGAGUUGAAAACAUAUUUAAAAAUAUUUUGAUAGUAUUUGUUCAACGCAACUUAAAGAUCAGUAAUGAUUUGAAAAACGAAUUUAAAAGUGCCAUCAAUGUUAAUUUUAACUCAAGUUUGUCUGGUUCCAUCGUUAUAAAAGUUAUCGCACAAUACUUACUAACAAACAGAUAUAAUGUACCAACCAAAAAACAUAUUUUUUUAACAAUUGUGGCAAUAGAUUGUUUUUCAAUAGGUUUAUCAGCUGUUGCCGAUGUUUGUUUUCAUUGUUAGCACAAAACAUUAGCGGAAGAUUUAAAUAUACGAAGGAGGCUUUGGUCCGUUAUUUCUUGUUAGAGAUAAAUAAUUUUGCUCUCUAAAAACUAUCUUGGUGAACGUUGUAUAGUUGUGUUUCGCUGUGCCAAAAAUCAUAUCGUACUCGGUGAUAAUUAUAUAAAAUAUAUUACACGUUUUAGAAUAUUGUUCAAUACAUAAAAAAACUAAUAUUUCUCUUUCAAUUUUAAUUCGGUUGUUUCAGAAGUACCUACUAAUUACUUACCAAGAUGUUCCUUAUUCAUACCUAUUUGUUUAUUAAUAUACUUAAUAUACAUAAAUAAAAUGAGAUUAACUCAUAAGAAGCUAUUUUUCGAGGGCUAUUGAGUAUGUUUCAAAUAUGUACUUUUUUUAGUUUUUACUGUUAAGCACAAUAGUGUAGGGGAUGGGAUAUAAAAUCAACAAGUUUAUUUUUAUUGCAAUAUUGUAUGUUUUGUUUUUUGUUUUCUUGAACUUUGUCAUGUAGUUUAUUCUCUUUACAAAAUGUAUGGUCUAAAGAUCUGAAUAGUAAUGAGGAAACUAUCUUGUGAUUUAGAUUUUAUACUUCUUGUUUAAAACAAUCAAAAUUUAUUAGUAGUCUAUUAGAUGUUAGCUAUAUUUUCAAUGUCAUUGUAAAUAAAAAGCCAACUUGUUGAGAAUUACUUUUCAUUGU